AGAAAGGGCAGGAAGGGAGAGGGGGGCGAGAGGGACGAGAACGGGUUCCAAACCCCCCGAGAGAGGUCGGUGGGUUUUUCCUGCAGGGUUUUGUGUUCGUCCAGGGCCAUGGCGGGCCUCUGUAGCGCAGCCGGUCUCGGUGCAGCUCGGACCUGCGCCCCCGCACGCCUGCAGCAGCAGCAGCAGCAGCGCAAUGGGCCGCAUUUGGGCAGCGAUUUCUUCCCAUCUCCCAUCUCCUUCGCGCGCUCGUCGGCGUUGUCGAGGAAGAUAGUUCGUCGACAAUUUGUGCGGAGCGAGCAGGGAAUUCAAUUCUCGCUCGGUCGGUAUGGAGGCAAGUCGGGGAGCGAUGGUUCCAUCUGCGCAGGGCUGCGGUUGUGGUCUGUGGGGGAAUGCCGCGCGGUGCCGAAGAAUGCGAAGGAGUUCGACGACUACAUCGACCCUGCGAACGCGGAGCCCUUGGAGGUGGAGGAUGACGAGGAGGGGAUUUCGAAAUUCGAGAAGGUCGCGCAAGAGGCCGAGCGAGUUCGCAAGCUGCAGGAGGAAGAGUACACGAGGAUGAAGCCCAUUUUUCUGAAAGCUAUAGGAAUUGAUCCCGAGGAUUAUAAGAGCGCGCAGGACCUUCAGGAGGAGGAAGAGGAAGAGGAACUGGCUCCUGAGGUGACCGGAGCCGGUGAGGAUGACUUUUACAACGUCGUCAAUCGAGCCGUCGCUUCCAAGAGGAAGCCGAAGCCAUUAAACCUCAAGUCUGCUGCGGCGCGCAGUUUCCUCGACAGGGACGACGAUGCAUUGGAUAUCGUGAACGACAUUGGCAAAGUCGUUUCUGAAGAAAGUGAAAGCGAACUGGAAGAAGAAGAAGAAGACAUCGUAGGAAUCGACGACGAAGAGGAGGACGAGGAAGACGAUGAGGAGGAGGAGGAGGAGAGUAUUGAGUUGGGUGAUUUCGCGGACGAAUUAGAUGAGCUCGGGCUGGACGAUUUUGACGAAUUUGAUUCUGAUCUUCUGGAUGAUGAAUUCAAACCACCGGUGUACAAAAUGACUCUGGCUGAGCUUUUAGACGAGGCAAAAGUUACUCCGUUGUCUGUAGAAGGAGAUUUGGACGUGGAAAUUACUGGCAUCCAGCACGAUUCGAGAGAGAUCAGUACAGGGGACAUGUUCGUGUGCUGCAUUGGUCACUCUUCAGAUGGCCACCUUUACUCGUCCGAGGCAGUCGAGAGGGGUGCAUCGGUGCUCGUUGUGAGCAAGGAAGUCACUCUGAACAAGAGUGUCAGGGCUUUGGUUAUCGUUGAGGACACCAACUCCAUUCUAUCCGCGCUUGCAGGGGCUUUCUAUGGACACCCCUCUCAAAAGUUGUCCGUGAUCGGGUUGACUGGAACCAACGGGAAAACCACAACCUCAUAUCUUAUCCGAAGCAUGUACGAAGCUAUGGGCCUCACUACUGGUCUGCUCGGGACUAUUGCUUACUACAUCAACAACAGGACGAAGCUGGACGCACCCAACACGACUCCAGAUGCCGUCUAUCUCCAGCAGCUGAUGGCAAAAAUGGUUAGUAGCGGUACAGAAGCCUGUGUCAUGGAGGUUUCGUCACACGCAUUGACUCUGGACAGGUGCAAGGAGGUGGACUUCGAUGUUGCUGUGUUCACGAAUUUGACCAGGGAUCAUAUGGACUUUCACAAGGACGAAGAGGAGUACAGGGCCGCAAAGGGCAGGCUUUUUGCUAAAAUGGUCGACCCUGAGAAACACAGGAAGGUUGUAAAUAUUGAUGACCCAAAUUCUUCUUAUUUCGUGGCUCAAGGUAACCCUGCGGUUCCAGUGGUGACUUUUGGACUGGAGAAUACAGACGCCGAUGUGUAUCCUCUGGAGGUUCAGCUUUCUCUAUUCGAGACUGAGUUGUUGGUCAGAACACCCAAGGGCAAUGUGGAGAUUUCCUCAGGUCUUCUCGGGAGGCAUAAUGUGUACAACAUUCUGGCUGCCGUUGCUGUCGGAGUUGCGGUUGAGGCCCCGCUAGAACAUAUCGUGAGGGGAAUAGAGGAGGUGGAUGCCGUUCCCGGUCGGUGUGAACUCAUAGACGAGGAACAAGCUUUUGCAGUUAUUGUAGAUUAUGCACAUACACCCGAUGCGCUUUCCAGGUUACUGGACACUGUAAGAGAGUGCGGAGCCAGGCGGAUCAUUACAGUGGUUGGUUGUGGAGGUGACAGGGACAAAGGGAAGCGUCCCAUAAUGGCAAAGAUAGCCACUGAUAAAAGCGACGUGUGCAUCUUCACUGCGGACAAUCCUAGAUCCGAGGAUCCUCUGGAUAUUUUGGAUGAUAUGUUGGCAGGAGUAGGUUGGUCCAUGGAGGAGUACCUGAAGUGGGGAGAAAGUGAUUAUUAUCCUCCUCUCCCGAAUGGAAAUAGGUUAUUCGUGUAUGACAUCCGAACGAUUGCCGUGCGUGCUGGUGUUGCAAUGGGAGAAGAAGGUGAUGCAGUGGUCAUUGCCGGUAAAGGACAUGAAACAUACCAAAUUAUUGGAACAGAGAAAGAGUACUUCGAUGACCGAGAAGAGUGUCGCGAAGCCUUGCAACACAUGGAUGCUCUUCAUGCUGCUGGUGUAGAUACUAGUGAAUUCCCAUGGAGGGUACUGGAGAGCACUUGAGCAUGUCACGGAAAGAAUUCGAACAUAGUACCUCUGAGAAGACAGGUGGACUCGCAUCGUGGAAUGGCAAUUCUGAAUAUCCCCACUCAAGGGAAGUUUGUAGAGGAUCGUCGCUGACUCUUCUACUUCCAAGCGACGGUCUUCCCAUCUGUCUGACGAGCUUUGCGAAGCACUGGCUGCUGGGCCAAAGCUCUACGGUUCCGCUUGUCAUCGGUAUAGUUGGCGGGACCUUGCAUGAAUUGAAUCAGUCAAAUUGCUUACAGACAGAUUGGUUUCUACCGAGAUGCUGUGUAGGCUGCCCUUUGUGCAGUUUGUAUGAAGGGGCUAUUUUUUUGUACUCGUAGUUUUUCAAGGCGACUUGUGCUGCUGAGUCAAUCAGAAGAGUUAUACAGUUAUACGGUCACAGGGGUGUGAAAUCAGGAUUAAAGCUAAAGUCUAGGUCUCAUUAUCAAUUAGGACUCCCAAGGCUUGGUAUCAAUGUACGCACCGAGAGGUAGCAUUUCUUCAUUUCUUCAUGGAGCAGGAACCGGAAGACAUAUGUACACUGUAUUUCAGAGGUUCAACUCCAAGAUAUUGGUUUCAAGCCCUCGGAGUUUGUCUUUACAUGAUCAAGAAUUCGAAGUCCAUUAUCUUUCCCGACAAGGCG
This is a messenger RNA of Marchantia polymorpha subsp. ruderalis, 3277 nucleotides long. The record is from the annotation of a GenBank genome assembly. NCBI's taxonomy places the organism in Eukaryota, Viridiplantae, Streptophyta, Marchantiopsida, Marchantiales, Marchantiaceae.